AUGGUUAACGUGGCUGUUAUUUCAGGGGGCACGGCUACAAACACAAUCUUGGAUGUUUUCCAAGAUCUAUCAGAAGCUGGAGGCCAAAAUACCUCGGUCUCGCAUAUUUUGCCUGUCUCAGAUAACGGCGGUUCUACAUCCGAGAUUAUAAGAGUGUUGGGUGGUUGCUCUGUUGGAGACCUCAGGUCGAGAAUUGUGCGACUUAUUCCUAAUGAAAGCCAAGGAAUUCGUAAUUUGCUUUCUCACCGGCUUCCCAGCAAAGCCACAGAUGCUAAAUUGGAAUGGGGAUCAAUAGUUGAAGGCUCACACGAGCUGUGGUCAGACGUGGAUCCCGCAUGUAAAGAGAUCAUCAGGAGUUUUCUUAUCCACGUUCACAUGGAGAUUUUGAAGCGCUCACGGAACAGUACAAAGAAUUUCAGACUUGAACUUGCCAGCAUUGGUAAUUUGUUUCUCACUGGUGCAAGACUUUUUUGCGGAUCUUUGGAUUCUGCAGUCGAAUUGAUAUUGCGCGUUGCAAGAGUUUCCUCGAGACUUCACGUUAUUCCGUGUCUCAACACUAAUUUCACGUACCACAUCAGCGCGCUACUGAAAGAUGGUACAAUUAUUACUGGACAGUCACAGAUCUCACACCCCUCAAAACUCGGGCGUAACAAAGACAGCAAUGAAUCGGGCUUCUCUCUUCCUAUAGUAAAAGCCGAUUCUUUAAUACACCCUCCCCCAAUAAUCCCAUCAGGACAAGCUUCUCCAUCUCACACGUACUCAUCAUUUUUGGAUAAUGCGCAUAUUGGAGCUCCUGCUGAUAAAUUGGGUAGCCAGGCAAUUUUGUACGGAGUUUCCAGCCAAGUCGAACAUAAUCAUACUUUAGAUUCUGAUACCGAAGAUGAGAAUGAGUUUGCAGUACCAAGUUACAUUCAUCCAGACCUCAAGAAGUCACAAUUGCAUGUGGAUAAAGAUGACACGGCGCCGCUGCCAGCACCGAUAGAAAGAAUAUUUUAUAUUUCACCAUAUGGUGAGGAAAUAUACCCUGUGGCUCAAUCUCGUGUCCUUCAAUGCCUGUCGACUUGCGAUGUGAUUGUGUACUCCAUUGGAUCUUUGAUGACCUCUAUCAUUCCUGUACUCAUACUACAAGGAGUUGGAGAGGCUAUACUCGAGAAUAGUAACAAGAAAAAGAUACUCCUUCUAAACGGGACGUUGGAUCGUGAAACGCAGUCUUUAGACGCCCUUGGGUUUAUAAAAGCAGUACACGGGGCCCUGGUAUACUCAAUGAAGACAAGUUGCGAGAGACGAAAUUUGACCUGUCAGUCAACUCUUUCCUAUUCCUCCUUCAUUACACACUUAGUUCACCUCAUGCCCUCCAAAGAAAUUAAGGUGGAAACCGAAAAAAUAAAAGAAUUGGGUAUUGAAUGCAUUGAAGUCGCUCCACGUGAAGACGAUGAUACCAGAUAUAACUUGGAGGACUUGCAUGCAAAAUUACAGAAGAUAGUUAACAGAUAG
Molecule: messenger RNA, 1494 nt
Organism: Ogataea haglerorum
Lineage: Eukaryota; Fungi; Ascomycota; Pichiomycetes; Pichiales; Pichiaceae
Exons: 1
Coding region: 1-1494 (497 amino acids)
Molecular function (GO): LPPG:FO 2-phospho-L-lactate transferase activity
Source: RefSeq, a predicted model, not a curated record